AUGCCUGUCCGAGUUGCAGAGACGGUCAAUGCGGCCGCGGCUCCAACCAUCUCAGCGGUAGCCUUGACGACGACAUUCACACCGCCCGCGCAAUGUAAUGAGAACCAUUUGACGAUGCUGGUUGGCGCUCAGGAGAAGAUUUGGAUCAACGAGCCCGUUCCCCUGCCCAACCAGACGAUCUCAUCGUGCUACCCUACGGAAUGGCUUGGCGGAUAUCAGUCUGUUAUGUCGAAGUCUAGCUCUAUCGCGCCCUACAUGAGCCCGUUGGUGUGUCCGGAUGGUUGGAACACGGAGAGCAGUACUUGGGCGAGUGGCUACAUUGCGUGUUGCGCGUCGGGUUUCACCUUCGCUGCGCCCUCGAAGGCCGCCGACACCGACCGCCCGGCCUACGGCGGAACAUGUUACAGCAACUUCGACCUUAGUCAGACGGCCACUGUUACUGUUUACAAUGCCGAAGAGCUGUCAACGACAAUCGCGUGGGUGGCCACGACGACGCCCGCGCAGGCAUACGCGCAUCCUAUCGAGGGAAUUGCGGCCGACUACACACCGGGCUCGACCACAACCAAGACCAACUCUGCGGGUGUGGCUACCAAGACGGGAGAGAACGCUGCGUCACAACGGGGAGGCAACUCCAGAGCCGCUUUCGUAAUUGGGGUCCUGCUCGCAAGUCUCAUUGCGUGGUGA
This is a messenger RNA of Colletotrichum spaethianum, 684 nucleotides long. RefSeq lists its product as uncharacterized. The record is from RefSeq and is a predicted model, not a curated record. The coding region runs from base 1 to 684 and encodes 227 amino acids. The transcript has 2 exons. Lineage: Eukaryota; Fungi; Ascomycota; Sordariomycetes; Glomerellales; Glomerellaceae.